Molecule: messenger RNA, 1695 nt
Organism: Amphimedon queenslandica
Lineage: Eukaryota; Metazoa; Porifera; Demospongiae; Haplosclerida; Niphatidae
Product: protein FAM114A2-like
Exons: 11
Coding region: 44-1606 (520 amino acids)
Source: RefSeq, a predicted model, not a curated record
AGGUGUGGCUGUAGUAGGUGUGGUUUGUAGUACAAUAAAUAAAAUGGAGGAAAACAAAGUUGAGAGUGAAGAGGAAUUUGAGAGUGCUGAGAGCGACUCUGAAGGAAAAGUACUGGAGGAGCAAAGCAACAACAAACUAAUAAACAACAAACAAACAAUGAAUACUGACCAGGCAUCUGAUACCAACACUUCUCAAUCUGAUGCCAAACAGACUCAUACUGAAGAGGCUCAUACCGAUACCACACAGACUCAUACUGAACCUGCAAUGUCUAAUGCUGAGCCCACAGACACUGAUACUAGCACCAAUCAGUCCCAUACUGGUACCAGUCAGUCCGAUCCUGGUACCAAUCAGUCCCAUGCUGGUACCAAUCAGUCCCAUACUGGUACCAGUCAGUCCGAUCCUGGUACCAAUCAGUCCAAUACUGGUACCAGUCAGUCCGAUCCUGGUACCAAUCAGUCCAAUACUGGUACUAAUCAGUCCGAUACUGGCACCAGUCAGUCUGGUACCAGUUCCUGGUCGUGGGGUUGGGGUAGUAUUACUAGUACACUGAGCAGUGCUGUUACCAAGGCAACGGAAUAUACCAGCAGUGUCAUUAAUAAAGGAGGAGAGGAGGAGGAGGAGGUCCCAACUCCACAGGAGAUGAGGAGAGAGAGUACCACUGAUGAAGAGAGAGAGGACCAAUCUAUUGGAGGGAUAUUCACUGGACUAGCAACAGCUGUGCAAUCCACUGGUGCUAGUUUAUUGUCUGGUGGAUUGGAUGCUCUUGAAGUUAUUGGAAGGAAAACUGUUGACAUAAUAUCUGAGGGAGAUCCUGGUUUGAGAAAGAAGAGAGCUUUAUUGACUGGAGACACUAAAACCUUGUCACAAUUAUUAAAAGAAGCCAAAGAAACAAACAAUGAUAAUAACAAUGAUGAUAAUAAUCAAGAAAAUACAUCAUCAUUAAUUAAUUAUUCACAACUGAUUGAGCAACACGGAGGAUUAGUACAUUUAGAAGCUCUUGAAAUGUUGUCUGGUGAUUGUACAAGCAAAUUGGAGUCGAUUGAAAGUGAAUCAGUGAAUGAUGAGGUCCAGUCUUUAUGUCAAUACUUUAACAUUGAGGAGGAGGAGGAGGAAGACCCUGGGGAUGGGAAGGAGUUCACUAACAUCAGUUCACUAACUAUUGAUAGAGUGAAGGCUGAUCAGUUAAUUAAAUGUCAUGAAGAUAUUAAUAUUCAAGCAAAGGAAGAAGUUGAUAAAGAUAUUGAAGUGCUUUAUGUGGAGUCUAUGAAUGGGAUGGCUAGACUUUGUUCCAGUUCUUUGCAGCUGUUCAAAAAGACAUCAGAAAUACUAUUAAUACCUAGCGAUGGUGAAUCUAUUGAUGUAAAAGAUGUGGCCAUGAAAUUAAAGAAAAUUACUGUCAUUAUAUCAAAUGAAUUUGAGACAAUUGCUUCUUUGUAUGCAGAGAAGAUUAAUGAGAAGUCAUCAGAAGAUAAAGGUCAAGAAUACAUUACUAGUUUAUACCUUGAGGCUUCAAGCAGUUCUUCAUAUGUUCAAAGUGCUCACAAACUGUUGCUGCCAGUAUUACAACACAGACUGACUAUCACCAUUAAUAAUAAUAAUAAUUAGUGUAUUAACAUUCUGAUACAAGGUAUUAAUGAUUUAAUGUCUUCAUGAUUCUCUGAAGUCCAUGAUAAUAAGAAUAUUAACUUUUUAUG